Messenger RNA from Candoia aspera, 3190 nucleotides. RefSeq names its product RELA proto-oncogene, NF-kB subunit (gene RELA). Gene Ontology annotation, biological process: positive regulation of transcription by RNA polymerase II; inflammatory response; non-canonical NF-kappaB signal transduction. Gene Ontology annotation, cellular component: cytoplasm. Gene Ontology annotation, molecular function: RNA polymerase II cis-regulatory region sequence-specific DNA binding; DNA-binding transcription factor activity, RNA polymerase II-specific. The transcript is spliced from 11 exons. The record is from RefSeq and is a predicted model, not a curated record. Bases 39 to 1724 code for a protein of 561 amino acids. NCBI's taxonomy places the organism in Eukaryota, Metazoa, Chordata, Lepidosauria, Squamata, Candoiidae.
GCCGCCGCAGGCCGCGGGACCCCCGCCCGGGCGCUGCCAUGGGGGACCCGCUGCCCCAGAUGCCGGCCGCGCUGCCCUCGACCGCGAUGGACGAUCUUCUGCCUUUGCUUUUUCCACCAAACUGGGGGCUUCACGAACCUGCCCCCAGCAGCAACCCCAUGGUGGAGAUAAUCGAGCAGCCCAAGCAGCGAGGGAUGCGCUUUCGCUACCAGUGCGAGGGCCGCCUGGCUGGCUCCAUUCCCGGGGAGCGCAGCACCGACACCACCAAGACGCACCCCACCAUCAAGAUUCACAACUAUCAGGGUCCGGGGAAGGUCCGCAUCUCCCUGGUGACCAAGGAGGCCCCACAUCGGCCUCACCCCCAUGACCUGGUGGGGAAAGAUUGCAAAGAAGGCUACUACGAGGCCGAGUUGUCUCCGGAGCGCUCCAUUCACAGCUUCCAGAACCUGGGCAUCCAGUGUGUGCGGAAACGGGAUUUGGACAAGGCCGUGGCUAAGCGGAUCGAGACUGGGAACAACCCAUUCAACGUGCCAAUGGAGGAGCUAAAAGGAGACUAUGACCUGAAUGCAGUUCGACUCUGUUUCCAGGUCUGGAUUCGGGAUAUGGGCACGGGGCACUUGAUUCAGCUGCCUCUGGUGGUUUCCCAGCCAAUCUACGACAAUCGCGCCCCCAAUACCGCUGAGCUGAAGAUCUGCCGUGUGAACCGCAAUUCGGGAACUUGCCUGGGAGGAGAUGAAAUCUUCCUUCUCUGUGACAAAGUGCAGAAAGAGGACAUCGAAGUCCGCUUCUUCAAGGAUUCCUGGGAAGCGAAAGGCAGCUUCUCUCAAGCCGACGUCCACCGCCAGGUGGCCAUCGUCUUCAAGACUCCGCCGUACGGGGAUCAGGCCCUCCGUGAGCCUGUGACGGUCCAGAUGCAGCUGCGCCGUCCGUCCGACAAGGAAGUCAGCGGCUCCAUGGAGUUUCGUUACCUCCCCGACGAAGGCGACUUCCAUCGAAUUGAGGAGAAACGCAAACGGACUCUUGGGACUUUCAAGAGCUUUGUGCAGAAGACACCUUUUGCAGCAGCAGGAGCGUCAGAAGCCCAAAUUCCACGCUGCAUUGCUGUUCCGAAGCGUGGAGUAGCACGGCCCAAUACCGGUGCUGUGCCAGGCCUCCUAGGCGCAUCAGGGCAGUCGGCUCUGCUGCAGGCCCAGAAGCCCCAGGUCGUGACUCAGACUCCCACCAGCUUCUUCGUCGGGCCCAGCCACCCCACCCCGCCGCCACCACAGGCUGUGAUCUCCAGCUUCAGCACGGUCAACAUGGAGGAGCUGUCGUGCCUGGGCGUCUCCUCGCAGGUCCAGCCCUCCGCCUUGGACACGGAAACCACCAUUGCGGACGCCUUCCUGCACCUCCACUUCGAAGGCGGGGAUGCGCUGGGGGGCAUCUUGGACGACGCCCCCUACAGCAGCCUGGACAGCAUCAACACCACCGAGUUCCGGCAGCUGCUCAGCGAGGGAGCGGGCCCCGCAGCCGGGCCGGACAGCCAGGGGACUCUGCUGACAUACCCAGAGUCCAUCACCCGCCUGGUCAGCCAGCGGAGGGCAGGAGGGGAGCCCGGGGACAGCGGGGGGGGCGGCAGUUCGACCCACAACAGCUUCCUCAAUGGCCUUCUGGGGGCCCUUCCCGCCGAGGACAGCUUUUCGUCCAUGGUGGAUCUGGAUUUGAACUCGCUUCUCAACUCGUAAGCUGGCCCCUCUGGACUCAGGGGCCCGAACUCCAAGGGGCCCACUUGCCCUUUCAAUCGAGACUCGCUGCGGGCUCUCGGCCCACUGUGCUUCCAGCUGUUCUUUGGGACGUGGUGUGGAGGGGCAGCCUUCAAAGCGGGGGCUUGGCCUCUGUUCUGUUCCCCCCCUCCGUGCCACCUCUUCCUGGCACUAGCUGCACGCCCGUGGGAGGUGAGCGUGGCCUGGCUUUGACUGUUUUCUGCCUCCUGACCUGGCAGAUCCUCUUCUUGCUACCCUAUCAAAAUGCCGCAGUUGUUUUUUAAGAAGCUAAAACUUCAUGGUGUUUGAAGACUUUUUUUUUUUAAAUGCUGUAGAUUUGUGCAAAACAAGCAGGUAAUACCCCACUGUGUUGCCGCCAGCUUGCCUCCUUCCUGCUCGCGUGGCCUAAGUUGGCCAACUUUUUAAAAGAUUGUGUAGAAUUCCUGUGCCUUUAACAAGGCGGCCGUCAGCUAUUGCACUGAUGAAGUGCCUGUUACUUUUUUUUUUUUUUUAAGACACAGAAAGUUUAUUGGGGUGCCUUUUUUUGCAACAGUUUUGCGUUGUCACAGCUCCGUCUGCAAGAAGACAUGCCAGAGCAAAUCCCUGGAUUCUCCCCCCCCCGGACUAGGGAUUCCAUUUUUAAGCAAAGGCUUAAGACAGGAUCCUUCCGCUAGCGGGGAGAAAAUGGUUCUUGCUGGGCUUUCCGGCUGGAGUGGGUCUGUCUGAGGGUGCACUUGUGCUUGAGAUCAGCCACAAGGCCAGUCCAGAGAGUGAAGGACGCAGAAGUGAACCAAGUCUUCACACCUUUCUGCUGGCUGAUGCUGAAAUGUUCAGGCUUCUGUUCUCCUCCUUCCUAGUAAGAAAAACCAGGGGGAUUUCAUUCACCUAAUAAUGCACAGAACUUGGUUAACCGGAACCUGGGUUUGUGGAGUUCACCCAGCGUGUGGAAGCAUCAGCUCACCAUGCUGGCUGGGUUAAUACGGCACCCAAAGCCACGCAAAAAUUAUCGAGGCGUAGUGCAUUGUGAGUGUGGCUGACAUCAGAACAGGGGAUAAGCAGCUUUUUCCUGCCUGCCUUCAUGCGCUUGAGCAAAAACCCAGUUAGGGGGAGUUGCAGAGAAAAGUCGGUUUAGGCCAGAUGGAGGGUAACCACAUACAUCCCCCCCGCUUAGCUGUGGAUUCAGACGGGGCUAAUGUUCCCCUCAUCUGUCCCACAGGGUACAAAGGGAGGAGCUGUGUCACAACCCUGCUGCCUUAUUUCUUUUUAUAAACAGUAUGCUACAUUUAAAAGGGAAAAAAAAGGGAGAGUGGACCUGUAAAGCUUAAUUAACCUUUUACUUUUUCAAGUGCAUUUCUUUCCUUUUGGGCAAUGUAAACUGACCGUUCCUCCUUUGUUUUCUCCUCACUGUAGCAGGUUCUAAUAAACUAAAGCCUCACCAUUGCAAUGUA